GAAAAAGAGGAAGCCACUACAUCUACACACUAUCUCCCUUUAGUUACCUGGCAGCACCAAAGCCAAAACUACAGUGAACUUACAUACACACAGAAGACACAGUUCAAGAUGGAGGCAGCCAUAUCGGCCAUCACAGGUGAUCUAAUAAGCCGAGUCCUUUCCUAUCUGAUCAGGAAAUGCACAGACAAGCCUGCCAUAGAUGAGAGUCUGGAAAGAUUGCAGCAACUCUUACUGAGGAUCCAUGCGGUUGUCGAGGAGGCAGAUGGGCGAUACAUCACAAAUUCUAGGAUGCUAAUUCAACUCAAGUUGCUUGUGGAGAGCAUGUAUCAAGGAUACCAUAUGCUGGACAUUUUCAGGUACAAAUCUCUUGUGGAGAGUUUUAUACAUGACGAUAGUAAAACCUCUUCAAUUCCUUCGAAGCGUUCUCGUACAAUUUCUAGUACCAUGAGAAGCUUUGCUGGAAGUAAUAAUGUAUGGAGUGUACUAAAAAGUUUAGAAGGUACUAUUGCUAACAUGACUGAGUUUGUUGUACUUUUAGGGGGAUGUGAACGCAUAUGCCACAGACCCUAUGACACUUACCUUUACAUCGACCACUUUAUGUUCGGACGCCAUGUUGAGAAGCAACAGAUCAUGAAUACCUUGUUGAAUGAUCCUGGAUAUCAUGGUGCUCCUACGGUGCUUCCAGUCAUUGGGGGUUGCAGGGUUGGUAAGAAAACAUUGGUUAGCCAUGUGUCCAAGAAUGAUCGUAUCCAAUCCCACUUCUCUUCCAUUCUGUUCAUUAAUGGAGACAGCAUAUGGAGAAUGGAGAAUGCAAAGCUCAGUAAUGAGAGGACUUUGGCUGUUGUUGAAUUUGUUACGGAUGUGGAUGAUGACAAUUGGGUAAAGUUCUAUUCAACUAUAGCACACAUGACAGCUGAAGGAAGCAAAGUGAUAAUCAUAAGUAGGAUUCGGAAUCUUGCAAGGUUUGGAACCGUAAAGACGAUUUUUCUAAAUAGUUUCUCCCAUGAGGAGUAUAGGUACCUCUUCAAGAAGUUAGCAUUUGGAAGCACAGAUGAGAAAGAUCAUCCGCAUUUAGUAUCAAUAGCAAAUGAACUAGCAAUAGUACUAAGAGGGUCACUAGUCACUGCAAAUGUUAUUGCUGAUUUGUUGCGAAGGAACAUCGAUAUUCAGUUCUGGCUCCGCAUAUUUCGCCGUUUCAAGGGGAUGGUGGAUUAUAACUUAUCAAAGUAUAGUGAUCAUCCGAAAGAUAUCCUUGACAAUGAACGCCCAAUAGACAUCACCACCUUGUUUUCUUCUCAUCCUGUUUCUCGUUGUUUGAUGCCCCCUCGAGUUGAAAGGGAUGAUUGCCCUAAAAGGAAGCUAGCUCAUGUCUACUUUGGAGACCUGAUGAAAGGAGGUAUUGCUAUACCUAACGAUGAGUUUGUGGUAGUUGGGUGGGAAUCACGGUUGCCUCCAUAUACUAGGUUUGUCAAUGAUGUUGAAUGUGCUGUUGAGAAACAUGGAUCUACAACCUCUGGAAGGAAGCGUCGAUAUAUCCAGCAUUUGAUUUCUUCAGGAAAUUAACUUUUCAUUGCUUUUCCUCGUUCCUUAUAGGUUUAUGUACGUUUGUCUUUUCUUUGAGAAGCAUGUAAAUACUAGUUGAACUUUUAAUGUUUAUAAUCAUACAUUUGUAUGCCCUGUGCUUUCAUAGUCCUAUAAAUAUAUUGCUGAUUUAUGAACAAA
This is a messenger RNA of Phragmites australis (common reed), 1722 nucleotides long. RefSeq names its product putative disease resistance protein RGA3. The coding region runs from base 109 to 1563 and encodes 484 amino acids. NCBI's taxonomy places the organism in Eukaryota, Viridiplantae, Streptophyta, Magnoliopsida, Poales, Poaceae. The transcript has a single exon. The record is from RefSeq and is a predicted model, not a curated record.